This is a messenger RNA of Colletotrichum higginsianum IMI 349063, 393 nucleotides long. RefSeq lists its product as uncharacterized. Lineage: Eukaryota; Fungi; Ascomycota; Sordariomycetes; Glomerellales; Glomerellaceae. The transcript has 2 exons. The record is from RefSeq and is a predicted model, not a curated record. The coding region runs from base 1 to 393 and encodes 130 amino acids.
AUGCUUACGAUGUCAAAGUUGAAAGCCGUCGAGCUUAUACCCGAAGAGGCGGUGGCGGCGACGACGACGAUCGCGACGAUGAGGGGAAGAAGGAAAUUAGCGGCCUUGCCGCCUUGGCCUGUCUUCGUCUCCCGGCUACUCAGCGCAAUGACUCUGAGGCGACGAAGGACUUGGGAUGGAAGGAGGAACCGAGGUAUGGAUUCGGGACGGAUGGACGGACGAGACAAGGUCCACGAUGGGUUCAGCGACGUUGUUGCUCACUUUAUUCCCUGGCGUUUACGGCACUGUGUCUAUUAUUCCUUCUUGGUGUUGGCUGGGCGUACUCCCUUACCCGUUCGCAGUAAUGGGUCCUAUAGUAGUAUUUCACCUCCAGAUGUGAAAAUGAACACAUGA